UAUCAAUUGACAGCGACGGCGGUACCACUACAUACCGAGACGUUCACGUGUAGGCCUACUCUAAUCCGUGGUCUAAUUAUUAUACCAUCAUCACCUGGUGCUCCGAUAGAGGUACGAGUUGGUCUGUACAUUGAGAGUCUGGGUGCGAUCAAAGAAAGCACGAUGGACUUUCGUUUGACGAUGUACUUCAGACAAAGAUGGGUUGACCCCCGCCUUGCCAUCAACAAAACCCAUGAAAGAAUAUUAGUAGCCAAUGAAGGAGCCAUCAUCUGGUCGCCCGAUCUUUACUUCCUCUACGAGAAAAGUGGCCAUGCCCACGUCCUUACCGUUCCUAACAUCGUGACGACUAUCCAGCCCGAUGGAACGAUUUUCCGGAGCUCAAGGAUAAGUUUGACUUCAGCUUGCUACAUGGUUCUUCAUCGCUUUCCGUUUGAUUCUCAGCGAUGCACGCUAAACGUUCUGAGCUAUAGUUAUACAACCAAGGAUAUGAUACUCGACACCAGUGAUGAGAAUGUUGAGAUACCGGAUGGAUUGAUAAUGCCUAGUUUUAUUCUGCAAUCAGUUUGGACCAGGGAUGACGAAGUACUGGUUUCAGCUGGGGGUAAUUUUAGUAUGAUUAACGUCCACUUCGAGUUUCAACGGCAAAUGCAGUCCUUCCUCUUGACAGUCUACAUCCCGAGCAUGCUUCUAGUUAGUCUGGCCUGGCUUUCAUUUUGUAUCGACGCCCAAGCAGCCCCUGCCCGAGUCUCACUGGGUAUAACAACAGUUCUCACCGUCACCACCAUGACCUCUGGGAUACAAGAAUCACUUCCGGUUGUGACCUACGCAAAGGCUAUUGAUAUUUGGCUUGCUGCUUGUCUGUUCUUUGUCUUCAUGGCCUUGCUGGAAUACGCGCUGGCUAAUUAUCUCCUCACGCUACACAGAAAACGUAAAGAAGCCAUAGAGGCCUUGGAAGCAUCCUUAAAAUCCGAGUCAUCGGCGCGUGGCAGUCCGCCAACUACCAAAGAAGGGUUACUAGAGGAACAGCUCAGCAGAUACCAGGCUCAGUACGCCGCUCCAAUCAAGGGGCAGUCAUCGGGUAAUAGUUCUGAUGAAGAAACCCAGAACCCUCUUGUCCUUCCCACGCCGUGGACAGCCGACAGAGUUGACCAAUUAGCGAGAUACAUUUACCCAGUUGCCUUCUUUUUGUUCAACCUCAUUUAUUGGCCUUUGUAUAUUUAUAUGGACUGAUCGGGUGCAGGAAAGGGGUGUCCGACAGGGUCGCUCGUGUCACCACAUUUAUUUCAAUAGAUCAGCUACAUGGUUACCAAGACUUGGAAGAGAUGAAACAUCCGCUUUUUUCAUUACAAUGAAAGUUUAUACGAAAGGGCUGAACUAUAGAAUGAAAGGUGCAUAUACUGAGAAAUCCACCCCCAGAAUUUUACAAUUUAAUAGCAACAAAUUGUCUGAUGUCCUCCAAACUUUGCAGUAACAAGAUACCAUGAUCUGUAUUUAGUAAAACCAAAAAAAUAUUCACUGUAUAACGCUGAGUAAAAAAAUUAAGGUUUUAUAAAAUUAUAAUGUAUUGAAUAGAUCUUGAUCUUGGGAUAUAUAUAUAUACUGAAGUGUAUCAGCCGAAUUGCCUUAUCAUCAUAAUGUUUAUACACUUUCAUUUAGAAGUGUAGAAGAGUAGCAGUAGCAGAAUUUUCUUUAUUAUCAGCAGCAAUAUUACAGGUAGGAGUAGUAGUAGUAGAAGUAGUAGUAGUAGUAGUAGUUGUAGUAGUAGUAGUAGUAGUAGUAGUAGUAGUAGUAAUAGGAGGAGGAGGAGUAGAAGUAUAGCAGUAAUAGCACCACCACAAGCACCAUCAACAACAGUAGAAGCAGUAGUAGUAAUAGUAAUAGUAUAGUAGUAGUAGUAGUAGUAAUAGUAGCAGUAGCGGACCGUGACCCGGAGGAGACAAAGCGUUGGGGGCCCUGUAUUGUUUGUGAACAAUGCUGUGCCCCCCCCCCCCAUCUCCUCCGUGUCACGGUCCGCCACUGAAUAGUAGUAUACUAGUAGUAGUAGUAGUGGUAGUAGUAGUAGUAGUAGUAGUAGUAGUAGUAGUAGUAGUAUGUAAUAAAAAUAUCUACUUACCCUAGCCACUUAGAGGACCCUGUAUAUUAUCUUUUUCAUUCUUAAUAAUCAAUUAGAACUUCGAUUGAGCAUGUCUGGUAGUUUUGUACUUACUUAAGUCUUUUAAACAUGUUGAAUAUACUCUGAAGUUUGUAUUUGCAAUAAUGUGCUGCAUAUGCCAAUUGUUUUCUUAUUGUUUGUCUGCUUAAUGAAUUAUAUUUACUUUAUAUAAGUUAUAUAAGUUUUGUGUCAAUAUUAUAAGCACAAAUCAUACGCUCUGCAUGAAUCAUGAUGCAUGGACAUAAUGGUGUUCCUAUGUUAAAAGUCUCAGGUUAAAAUAUAUAUGGCUAGUUAAAUUAAAUCGAUGUACAUGU
Lytechinus pictus (painted urchin) is the source of this 2466-nucleotide messenger RNA. RefSeq names its product glycine receptor subunit alpha-1-like. Gene Ontology annotation, biological process: regulation of membrane potential; nervous system process; chloride transmembrane transport. The coding region runs from base 163 to 1230 and encodes 355 amino acids. The record is from RefSeq and is a predicted model, not a curated record. NCBI's taxonomy places the organism in Eukaryota, Metazoa, Echinodermata, Echinoidea, Temnopleuroida, Toxopneustidae. Gene Ontology annotation, cellular component: plasma membrane; neuron projection; synapse. Gene Ontology annotation, molecular function: neurotransmitter receptor activity; chloride channel activity; extracellular ligand-gated monoatomic ion channel activity. The transcript is spliced from 8 exons.